Molecule: messenger RNA, 3518 nt
Organism: Bombus pascuorum
Lineage: Eukaryota; Metazoa; Arthropoda; Insecta; Hymenoptera; Apidae
Exons: 10
Coding region: 259-3486 (1075 amino acids)
Source: RefSeq, a predicted model, not a curated record
AGUGAAAGUAGGAUUUUGCUUUCUACCCGUGGCCAGUGACAAACGCGCCGUGCUCGCGAACUCGUCUCUUUUCUUCUGCGAGGAUGUGUCCGUUCGUCGUUGCUCGAUAAAUCAACGGGCACAGACACAACGUGACGAAAAAGGUUCGCGAAUUUCAGCGUCGUUACGAUGACAGUGUUGUACUGACAGUCGGGCGAACUGCCUCGAAAUCGUGCCGAUACGAAAAAGUGCGCGGUGUGAACAAGUGACCAGGAGAGGAUGUCGAGACACAAAACGAACGAUAACCGUUUCGUCGACAUGAUUCUGACGUUUCUGAUUCUCGGCUACGCCUUCGUGCCAACGAACUGUCAACAAGGAUCGGCCGAAUCGUGGGACAAAUUAUCGCGUCUGAUACCAACGAAUUCGGUGUACGAACAACAGGACAAGAAUGCAUCUCCUGUCAAUAAUCCAGCGGAAACGCUAUUACGCUCCUUGGACGAGAACAACGUCAUGGAGACGUCAAAAACGAUUGCAAAGAAAAACAAUCACGAGGAGGAAGUAGACGAGGAAAUUUACGAAGACGAGUACGAAGUUGAAACCGAUCCAAAAACGGAACAUGAAACUUUGAAAUUUCCUAAAAUCACCGAUUCCACUAAUGCAAAAUACGAAAGAGCUCCGUCAGAGUUAACCGCUCAGACAGAAGACAUGUCCAGAGACGAAGAUUACGUGGAAGACCCUUCGACCAGUCAAUACGACACGUACAAUUACUAUAACGACGAUUACUCGAGUCCUAAUCGGUCGCGAUACCGGGCCGCAGAGGACGAACACGCUCGCGACUAUCCGGAUACAGAGGAAGAAGAAGCGGAGCCGGAGGAACAUGGAGAACAAAAAGGAGAAGAAGAAGAAGAAGAAGGAGAAGAAAAAUAUGGGAAGAAACCACAGGACGACGACUAUGAUACGUCAGAGGAAGAGGAAGAAUAUUUCGAUUCUCACCACGUUGCUAACGUAAACGAUUCUUCGUCCGACCUGUUCGAAGAAAAGGAUCUUGACACGCCAAUUUCAACGACCAACAACGAGGAGGGUUCCUCGAUGGAAGGUAGCGACAAAACUUUUGCUUUUCUCGGACCACCAGAGUCGAGAAUAAAUUCCUCCGCUGAUAGUUCCAUCUUGAUCGGAGGAGCCAUAGUGUCGGUAGUAACGACGAAAAGCGUCGUCAAUGGCACGAUUUCCGUUCCAACCACAUCCUCCCCGACUACUACCGAACAAGUUGCCGCACCACCCUCCUCCACUUCUGUGGUAAUCACGGAACAACCUGUGACAGCGAUAACAACCGAGGAUACGUCUCGAAUAUUAGCUUCGGUUCAAACGAGUCGUAGCAUAUCCGGCGCUCGAUUCUUGCCGUUUCCUGUAAUAGAUCGUAUCGAACCGAUCGGCCAUAACAGCGAGAAGAAAACUUCGCCACCUCCAGAGUCCACGGAAAGCAUUAUCGACAAAUUGGACAGGGUACAGUCGGAAUUGUCCAGCGGUUUUCUCGCCGGUGGCUUCCGAACUGCCGGCAAUUCCCUUCAGUUGGACGUUUUGAACGAAAGAGACAGGAAUAAUCGCAGAAGGUAUACGACUACCGCUAAGACGCCGGUCAUUAGCAAGUUUGUGCCGCGAAGAUACAACGAUAAGAGAAACGAUCAUGCUACGCCGAAGCCGAAGAUGGAAACGACGCUUGAUAGCUUGGAAGGGUUGUUACCGCGUGAUUACGUUACGAGGAGUUCGUCGACGAUGUCGACGCUUCCGAAGACUGGAUUUAGAUGGCCGACAAAGAGCACGACUAGCACAACAGCAGAACCAACCACGACUCAACUCGCGUCAACUGCCUCCAUUGCCAUGGCGAAGAAACCUAAAACCAACGUGAUUGUCCAAGACAUAAGUGCCUUCUUACCACCCGGAUACAAAUUGAAGAAAGAGGACUCGACCGUUACAGAAAGCUCCCUGUUAAAGGAUAUUCUGGCGAAAUCUAAGGUCGAUAUAUCGUCGUUGUUACCAGCGGAUUAUAACAAGAAGAGAAACGAGGAUGACACGACAGCAAUGACGACAACAGCGAAAAAUAUAGGCGUUUCGUCGGAGAAAUCGCCAGCUGAGAAAACGAUUCAGGAUUUGUUCGCUAAAUCCAAAGUUGACAUUUCUUCCUUGUUGCCACGUGAUUACGAACAGAAGAGGAAGAACGUUAUUUCAGAGCCGGGAGACGUUCGUACUGAGAAUUUUACCGAAUCCAAUGUUUCCGUGACAACAGAAUCUACUUCGUCCACAACGAAGAAAUCCGCUGGUUUGAAACUCGUGUUUCCUAGCAGGCCUGGCGGACGGAAAGCAAUUAAUAAAAUCACCACGCCACCCAGUCCUCGAGGUGAAGGACCUGGCACAGUUACGCCAAAAAUACACAGAGGAUGGCCGAUCAGAGUUACCACAGAAUUUACCGGCUGGCCUAGUUCGUCGACUACCCCGAUCUCGAUAGAAAAGAUACUGGAAGCUGCCCGAACCGCAACGAUUUCGUCUGCGUCGCUAAUCCCGAUAACCGAAGCAACGUCGAGCACCACGACAACGUCGACUACGACGACAACGCCUCGACCAACCACACCAGGAAUUUGCGAGCAAGAUUGCGAAGUCGCUGGAACUAUAAAGAUAAUUGGUAAUACAAGCUGGGUACCGGAAUUGCUUGAUCGAAAUACUCAAGAAUGGCAGAAACUCGCCAAUGAAAUUGAGCGAGAGAUGAACUUCAUAUUCUCAAAAUCUGCUGUCCUAGCAAAAUGGUAUAAAAAGAUAAGAAUCGAUUCAUUCAGCGAGGGUAGUAUUUUGGUAGAUUAUUUUGUCGAAUUGGCCAACUUGGAGCAAAAUGUUAAUACGCAGGAAUUGAAAGUUAUUUUCCACGAUUCGUUACGGACUUAUAACGCAAAUAGGUGGAACGAAACUAAAACGAAGAGUUCGAUAAAGCUUGGAUCGUUUACGAUCGAUCCGAAAUAUACGGAUUUUGUAGUGAUACCUAAAGUAACAACUCCCCAAUACACUGAAGAAGAGGAUAGAUUAUUUCCACAAUGGGCAAUUGCUGUAAUCGUAAUUGGUGUUGGUGGAUUAGUCUUUAUCAUUAUAUUUGGUGUCUCUGUUUUAAUAAAUCGUCAUAAUGCUUCGAAAUUGAAACCAUCUAUAUCUACAAUUUACGAGGAAGAAGUAGCAAAGAAUAUUACAGCUCAUAGAUCUAGCGAUUACUCAAAACCGGUACAUACGAUUUGGACUGACCCAGACGUUUCUUGGAACGACAAAUCUUUCGAAUCGACUUCCAACAAGAUUCUUGUCGAGAAAUCUUUUCAAGACAAUAAGAAAUAUAACAUGUACGAUAGUUGGAGAUCGCAGUGGAACGGUUAUUAUUACAACGGGUCUCAUACUAGCAGUAAAUAUGGCGGUUACGAUAGUACAACAAAUUUAUCAAGUCGUCAUCAUCCUGAUUACGAUACAAAUUUCUAAAUUUUACGGUAAUAAAGUAAAAUUUCUAUCAA